Acanthosepion pharaonis is the source of this 483-nucleotide messenger RNA. Lineage: Eukaryota; Metazoa; Mollusca; Cephalopoda; Sepiida; Sepiidae. The record is from the annotation of a GenBank genome assembly.
AUGGUCGACGCGGGUGCCCACGCGCGUGACAGAACGCAAGCGACGACAACACGCCGACCAAUCGCGGCCUGUGUCACAUAUAUUAACUCUAGAAUUGUCACAGUUAUCCAUCGCCUCCGAGGAGGAUUACGGUCCCGAGGAUUAGGUCCGGUUCCUGAGCCAUUCGCGAUUUUUAUUGCUGGUAAUAUUUUUGAUCUAUCUAUCUAUCUAUCUAUCUAUCUAUCUAUCUAUCUAUCUCAGUCUAUUUCUAUCCAUCUAUCUAUCUAUGUCAGUCUAUUGAUAUCUAUCUAUCUAUCUAUCCACGUGCGCCACGCGCCGCAAGUUCCUUUCCUCUCAUUUGACCACUUAACCGAAUGCCACUUAUCUGUUAUUUCAAGUUUCGCAGUGCUUACCUCGGUCCAGUACCUCUCGUCUGUCUCAAGUGGAAUGUCAUUUGCAGCUCCUUGCUACAUUUUUUUUCUCUUCUUUUUCGCUUAUUUUUAA